GAGUUACAUAACAUUUGAAUUAGCCUAAACGUUGAUGGUUCAUGCCCUACAAUCUCAUCACAAAUAGGAAUUGUAAGCAAUUCAUCGACUCAGAAACAAUAUGGUUACACGUUGCUGUAUUUUGUGGAUUGUUCGAUGAACAAAUCAGAGAAGAAAUCGAGGGAACAGCGCAAUGAAUUCUGGGAUUUCACUAUAAAAAGUGACCUGGUUCUGGUGGUGGAGCACAGCGAACUUCACGUACAUCGAGAUGUUCUGUGUUGCCAUUCGCCUGUUUUCAAAGUCAUGUUGGAAUCGGACUUCAAAGAGAAGAGAAUGGAGAAAAUACCCCUUCCUGGGAAAACUGUCCAACAAGUGCUGGAAAUGCUGAAUUUUAUAUAUCCAUUUGGACAUGAAGUCAACGAUUCGACAGACGUGUUCAAUUUGCUGGACCUGAGUCGCGAAUACCAAAUCGAAAAACUGAAAGAGCAAUGUGAGGCGUAUUUGAAGCGUAAGCCUGCGACAUUGGAACUCUUGAUCACAGCCCAGGAGUACCGACUUGAUUCACUAAAGGAAAGAUGCCUACGGUUUUUAUCAUCGAGAGCUUUGUCAUCGGUGCAAGAAAAUCCAAAAUUUGACCUUCUGUCAGAGGAGAACAAAAUCCGAGUCAUGCAAGAUCAGCUGCAGAAUUUGCAGCUUUACUGCAAAAAGGUAUGGCGCAUUGCAUCCGCUGCAGAUCCAAGGUACAUACCAAUGAUAUUGCCAACAUGCAAUCACAGACCAAAAGGAUGCAACAAUCCACAUUACUUCUGCAAUAACUGCAAAGCAUCUGUUUUACGGAACUUUGUGCGAAAUGAAAGUUGGCGAAUGGGACUUGACACCAAACUGCCAUGA
This is a messenger RNA of Rhopilema esculentum, 870 nucleotides long. The record is from RefSeq and is a predicted model, not a curated record. Lineage: Eukaryota; Metazoa; Cnidaria; Scyphozoa; Rhizostomeae; Rhizostomatidae.